AUGAAGCCGGUUGGAAAAGUGCUUUGUGCUACAGGGAUCAUAGCUGGACUCCUAGCUUUCUUCUGGAAAGACCCUUUUGACCCAGAGAGCUUGUCUUGUGCCCGCGUUCUCCUGACCGGAGCCAGUGCUGGGAUUGGAGAGCAGAUGGCAUAUCAUUAUGCCAGAUUUGGUGCUGAAAUUGUUUUGACUGCUAGGAGGGAAGCUGUGCUGCAGAAGGUGGUGGAGAAAUGCCUGACACUUGGAGCAAAGAAAAUAUUUUAUAUCCCUGCAGAUAUGUCUUCCCCUUCAGAGCCUGAAAAGGUGGUUCAGUUUGCUGUUCAAAAGCUGGGGGGACUGGAUUACCUGGUGUUGAACCACAUUGGCGUGACCCGUUUCCAGAUGUGGGCUGGAGAUGUGGAAUACACCCGCUGGCUCAUGCAGGUGAAUUUCUUCAGUUAUGUGGCACUUGCAACAGCAGCUUUUCCCACCCUGGAGAAGAAUAAAGGCUCUCUGGUGGUUGUUUCUUCCCUCACAGGGAAAAUACCCACUCCCUUCACCACUUCUUACUCUGCCACCAAGUUUGCACUAGAUGGAUUCUUCAGCUCGCUGCGCCAUGAACUCAUCAUGCAGAAGAGAAACGUCUCUAUCACGCUGUGCAUCCUGGGCCUGAUUGAUACUGAUACGGCAUUAGAGAAUACCAGGGGCAAAGUGCACCUCACUGCUUCUCCUGCUCCUGAAGCUGCACUCGCCAUCAUCCGGGGGGGUGCCACACGGGUGCAGGAGGUUUUCUACCCGUGGUGGGUGCAGCACAUGUGCUGCCUCUGGGUUUUGUUCCGCAAUGACCGGGACCAGGUUUUACAGAGUUACUAUAACUACAGCAGUCCUUAA
This is a messenger RNA of Pelecanus crispus (Dalmatian pelican), 867 nucleotides long. It is a transcript of the gene HSD11B1L, whose product is annotated as hydroxysteroid 11-beta dehydrogenase 1 like. NCBI's taxonomy places the organism in Eukaryota, Metazoa, Chordata, Aves, Pelecaniformes, Pelecanidae. Gene Ontology annotation, molecular function: oxidoreductase activity. The record is from RefSeq and is a predicted model, not a curated record. Gene Ontology annotation, cellular component: intracellular membrane-bounded organelle.